Emericellopsis cladophorae is the source of this 1428-nucleotide messenger RNA. RefSeq lists its product as uncharacterized. The record is from RefSeq and is a predicted model, not a curated record. The coding region runs from base 1 to 1428 and encodes 475 amino acids. The transcript is spliced from 2 exons. Lineage: Eukaryota; Fungi; Ascomycota; Sordariomycetes; Hypocreales; Bionectriaceae.
AUGCCGCAGGUAAUCCACGGCAGCAGGGCUAAGGCCCAGUCGGACCCCGUGCUGCCCGUCCAUCAGCCCACGACACCAAACGGCGACGCCCUUCACGACACUGCGACGGAUCGUCCAGGUCAGCAACCCCACACGCAAUCCGCCGACGUCAUCCCCAGCACGCGCAGCGUUUCCUUCUCUCAGAUCCGCCUUGGCGCAAGCUUGUUACGCGGGAGAAGCCAUGAAGAGACGGACAAAAAGGAGGCCAAGAAGGCAGGCCAGUAUGGCUCAACGACGAACGGCAUCGGGUCACCAAGACCAGCCGCGCCGUUGUCCACGCAGGGCAGCAACGACGGACACCGACGAGGCAGCAUUUUCCCCGGCCUGACCGCCAUCGACCCGGCGCCACGACAGAGCCUGUCCUAUGCGCUACGACCGCAGGCAGAGGCCUAUUACGACUCGCGAGCCGGCACGCGCAAGGAAUGGAAACGACGCGCGAGGACGCUGGAGGAAUACUACGAGGACAAUCCCGAUCUGCUACCGCAGCUGCCCUUUUCAUGGCACCAUGGCAACCGACGCUGGCGGCUCUGGUUCUUUGCCUUUGUGGCCUUUGUCGACGCCUCGGCCGUCCCGAUUGCUCUGUACUAUGGGAUGAGAUACGCGGGCAACGUGGAGAACUAUAUCAUCUUCAUCGUCGUCACGACCAUUUGGGGCGGCCCGGCGUACCUUGAGUUCGCCAUCCGGACUCUGCGGCUGAUGAAGAAGGAGAAUUUCUACCGACCGCUGGGGACUAAGAGCCGGUGGAGCGCCGAUGUUUUGACGUGGGCAUCGAGUGUGGCCAUUUUCGUCCUGACCGCCCUGUUCAUCAUUGGCAGUGCCCCGCAUGAAACCUGGCUGCGCGUCGUGGCCAUGGCGGCGCCCUCGAUCCUGUGGACGUAUGGAGGUGUCGUGGUAGCAGUGACGCUGCUGCACAAGUAUAAGGUCCCGGCACCCUUCCGCUUCAGUUCGACGCCGAAGGGUGGGGAGGUUCUCCCCUGCGUGUAUUACUUUAUCGAAGACACCCUUGCCGUCAACGGCGGAUGUGGCCGGCCCUACCGCGAGGCUAUAGCCGCCCGCUACCGCGCAUCCCCUCGAUUCCGCGAGCUCAUGCUCGAGAUGUCUUGGUUUUGGGGGAUUGGUGCCCUUGUCAUGGCCACGAUUCUGACUGUAAUUGCCGUCAUUCCUCCGGUGCCAGAGGACUGGGCCUAUGGCGUGUGUUGGACGGUCCCCUUCCUCUGGGGCGUUGCGUGGGGUGUCGCCACAAUCUACAUUGGCAAGGCUAGGAUGGUGCGGGAGAGACUCGAAUGGGAGACGGGACGGGUUCCUGGAAAGGACGUGGGGACCACGAGCCCGGUCGUGUCGCCCGUCAUGUCGCCCGUCAACUCCGGCGUUGCUUCCCCUCCUGUAUGA